ACUUACUAAAACCUCAUUUGGUUUGAAUUGACCAAUCCAGACUUAGCCCAGGAACCCCAAAGCACUCUGCCUGCGGACCCCAAUAGAGGCAUAUGCCCCAGGUCCUGUUCUGUCCUCUGCCUUAACCUUCUGGUGUGGCCCCUCAAGGUGUGAUGUGGAACUUCUCCAGGACUUGUGCCAGCAGCUGACUUGGUGCUCAUCUCAUCUGCCCACCAUGGCCCAGGGACUGCCCAGCACCACCAGCCUGGAGCACUUCAGCCAGAAGCUGAACCGGCUGAAGACACUGGAGGAGCCCACCACAGAGAAGUCGCUGCAGCCCCACCUGACCACGCUGGAGCUGACCCUGCUGGGUGUGGGUGGCAUGGUGGGCUCAGGCUUCUAUGUGCUCAUGGGCACUGUGGCCAAAGAGGUGGCCGGCCCUGCAGUGCUCAUAUCCUUUGGGGUAGCUGCCGUGGCCUCUCUGCUGGCAGCCCUGUGCUAUGCAGAGAUUGUGGUGCCUAUGCCCCACAAGGGCUCUGCCUACCUGUUCACCUAUGCAUCCAUGGGUGAGCUGUGGGCCUUCCUCAUGGGCUGGAACAUGCUCCUCAAGCAUCUCAUUGGUGGAGCUGCUGUGGCACGUAUCUUCAGCAGCUACCUGGACGCCAUCUUCAGCCGCCCUAUCCGCAGCUUCGCUGAGGCCCAUGUGGGCAUCUGGCAGGUGCCCUUCCUGGCGCAGUACCCAGACUUCCUUGCUGCUGGUAUCAUACUUUUGGCCUCUGCAUCUGCCUCCUGCAGAGCCCGUGUCUACUCUUGGCUCAACACCAGCUUCUCCGCCAUCAGCCUGAUCGUCAUGCUCUUCAUCAUCAUCCUGGGGUCUGUCCUGGCCCACCCGCACAACUGGAGCACUGAAGUGGGUGGCUUUGCACCCUUUGGCUUCUCUGGCAUCAUGGCUGGCACUGCUACCUGCUUCUACGCCUUCGUGGGCUUUGAUAUCAUUGCUGCCUCCAGCAGGGAGACCCAGAACCCAAAGCGAGCCGUGCCUAUGGCCAGCGCCAUCUCGCUUGGCCUGGUGGCUGUUGCCUAUAUUCUUGUCUCCGCUGUGCUCACCCUCAUGGUGCCCUGGCACAGCCUGGACCCUGACUGGGCGCUUGCUGAAGCCUUCUACAAGCGGGGCUAUAGCUGGGUGGGUUUUGUCGUGGUGGUUGAAUCCAUUUCUGCCAUGAACAGUGUCCUGAUCAGCAACCUCUUUUUCCUGCCACGCGUGGUCCGUAUCAUGGCUGCCGAUGGGCUCUUCUUCCAGGUGUUUGCCCACGUGCACCCCCAGACACAGGUGCCCAUUGUGGGCAUGCUGGUGUUUGGGGUCCUCAUGGCUUUCCUGGCACUGCUGCUGGACCUUGAGACACUGGUGCAGUUCCUGUGCAUCAGUGCACUGCUGACCUACAUUUUUGUGGCCAUCAGCAUUAUCAUGCUACGUUUUCAAAAGGCCCCUCCAUCCAGUUCCCUGGACCCAGGUAGCCGUGAGGGCACAGAGCAGACUUCAGCUGAGCCUGGGCAGCUGCGACCAGCCCUGAGGCCCUACCUCCGCUUCCUGGGUGGGUACAGACCUGGAGCUGCCGUGGCUUGGGCCCUCGGUGUCCUGGUGGGCUCGGCCAUCACCCUGGACUGCGUGCUGGUCUUUGGGGACUCGGCCCUGCACCUCCCACCCUGGGGCUACACCCUGCUGCUCCUGCUCAGCUCCAUCACCUUUCUGCUCAGUCUCCUCGUCCUGGGGGCCCACCAGCAGCAGCGCCGGCAGGACACCUUUCAGGUUCCCAUGGUGCCCCUGACUCCCGCCCUGAGCAUCCUCCUCAACAUCUUCCUCAUCCUGCACCUGAGCUACCUGGCCUGGCUGAGCUUCUCCAUCUGUCUGCUGAUCGGACUCGUGGUGUAUUUUGGCUAUGGCAUCAGGCACAGCAAGGAGAACCAGCGGGAGCAGCCGGGAUUGACAGCCACACGCGGCAGCCUGGAGGAGAUGGUGCCAGCCCUGCAGCCCACCAGCCAGGCACCAGCCCGGGAGCCCAGCCACAGAGAGCAGCCCGCCAGUCCAUGAGGACCACUGGGGGCCUGCCCUCCCUCCCUUACCUCCUCAGGAGGUCAGAGGUUCUGGCAGCCCCUCUAUCUGGGGCAGCUCAGCUUGGCAGACCUGCCCAUGCCAGGGGGUCCUCAGGACCUCAGGACCUUAGCCCAGGUGCCGAGCUUCGAGUAUUAGAGUUAGCUGUGGCCAGUGCUGGUGUGGUGGACUCUGCCCAGUGCCGUCCAGUUUAUGACCAACUCCAGCUACCUGGGCAGGUGGAGUAGGGCAGGCAAGGAAGAGCCUCAGCCCCAGGGACCCACAAUAACUGCUCGGCCCACAGUGUGGCCUGCUGCGGUGUCCACUGUGGUGGUCUUUGUGGCACUGAGCCCUCACUUGUACCUGGGAGCCAGGAGAUUUCCCUCAAUCCACAACAAAGAUGCCAAGAUUCUCUAAGGGGGAUGUGGCAGGGGUCCCUGACAGGGUAGGGCCAGGCUCCCUUCCAGGGUCCCCACAUGUCCCCUCAGGGUUGGAUCCAGAGAGCAGAGCCUGGUCCCCAAGGAGGCCACCUAGAAAGGGCAGUGCUGUUCCAGGGUUCCCUCAGUUUCCCAGAGAACAGGGCAUGUCCUGAGGCCUGCCUCGGAUGGAGAGGCUCCCCGGCCCAGGCACACACAUCUCUCAGGCACAGGCCCACAUGGCCCACACAGUCCCCUGGGCAUGCACACCCACGUGCAGACUGAGGCAGCAGCUGUUUCCCAGCCCAGGGCUGCCCGCAGCUUCCAGUGGUCUCUCUCCCUGCCGCCCCCUCAGGGCUUUGUGACAAAGGCUCGGGAUGGGACACACGCGGGCAGCUGGGUGCACAAGCACCUGGCUGCUCUAGAUGAUUCCAGAUGCUGCCCAGCCUGAGCCCCAGGCCUCCCCUUCCCAGCCUGGCCCAUAUCGCUCCACCAGCAAGCUGCCUGCAUCGCCCCUGCUCACCAGGGAACUAUGAGAAGGCAGCCCCUAGUCUCCCUGGGGUGGGUACCCCAAACCCUGCCCCUCACUGGGAGCAAGAGAGCCCUUGGCUCCUGAAGCCCAGUCCCUCCCCUCCUGACCAUGGGCCCAGGACACAGGGAAAUUCUCCAGCAGGCAGGACUCAGGCCUCCAGAGGAUUCCAGAGCCUGAACCAGGCCAGCAUGCUGGGGGCUCCAUAUCCUCUGUUAGGGACAUUCUCUCCAGCCUCUGCUCUUGGUCAGAGCAUGGUCCUCAUGCAGUUGCCUCAGGCUGGGGUGGGCAGCUGCCCAGACAUGUUCUCAGGUAUGACCUUGGGCAGCAGUGACGUGUGUCCAGAUAUCCAGCCUCCCCACCCCAUGGUUCCCAGGAGCCCAGUGAGCAGGUUGCAGGGUGUUGGGCUGGUGUCACCAAGGAGACAGACAAAGUGUCCCAAAGGACCCCAUACCCACCAACUCAGCCCCUCCGCUCUCCAAAUCCCAGCCCUCCACAGUCCCAGGGCUGCCACCAGGAAGGGGCUGGUGCUCAUCAGCUGAGCAGGUAGGGGCCCAAGAGGGUCCUGUGCCCUUGCCUGGGGUCCUAGGGGCUCAGAACAUCUGCUCCCUGCACUCCUCACUCCAUGGACAAGGCCCAGAGCUGGGAGGGGCCCUGCCUGGGAACCCACCACAGAGCAGCUGCCACAGCUCCUCCUGUCAGGCUGCCUUCUCCCUGGCCUUGGACUCUGGUUGCACAGACCCCAGUGCAGGGCAGCUGAG
Molecule: messenger RNA, 3774 nt
Organism: Equus caballus (horse)
Lineage: Eukaryota; Metazoa; Chordata; Mammalia; Perissodactyla; Equidae
Product: cationic amino acid transporter 4
Biological process (GO): transmembrane transport; amino acid transport
Cellular component (GO): plasma membrane
Molecular function (GO): amino acid transmembrane transporter activity
Source: RefSeq, a predicted model, not a curated record